Molecule: messenger RNA, 1538 nt
Organism: Strongylocentrotus purpuratus (purple sea urchin)
Lineage: Eukaryota; Metazoa; Echinodermata; Echinoidea; Camarodonta; Strongylocentrotidae
Product: surfeit locus protein 1-like
Exons: 8
Coding region: 79-960 (293 amino acids)
Biological process (GO): mitochondrial respiratory chain complex IV assembly
Cellular component (GO): mitochondrion; membrane
Source: RefSeq, a predicted model, not a curated record
UCUACAUUCACCUGCAUUUUUAUUGUUCGGUAACUGAAAAAGCUUCCCCUUUGUUUAUUGAAGUACGACUGAAGCGUCAUGAUGAAUAGAUUCAGAGUGAGAGGGAUGAAUUCGGCUACUAGAACGUAUUUGUUCCAGAGGAUGCUUGUUUUAAAGAAUGUUCUUUCGCAAAAGCCACCUCUCGGUCAACGGCUCAGCUCUACCCAGGCAAAUGAAGAAGGAGGAUCAUCACUCAUGAGCAAUCUCCUGCUUGUCAUACCAGUUGCAGCUUUUGGUCUUGGCACCUGGCAGGUUCAGAGACGCAAAUGGAAACUGGGCCUCAUCAAGGAUCUACAAGAGAGAUCUAAUGCUCCUCCUGUUCCUUUGCCUCUAGAAGCCUCGGAACUAAAUGAGCUGGAAUACAAGAAGGUCAGAGUGCGUGGUUCAUUUGAUCACAGUAGAGAGAUGUACAUCCUUCCAAGGAGUCUCUUGCAAGCCGAUGAAGGUGGUCAUUCAGGUAGCAUGAUGGCCGGCGGACAGACGGGUGUCCAUGUCGUCACUCCAUUCCACUGCUCAGACCUAGGUGUUGAUAUUCUGGUGAACAGAGGCUGGGUUACAAGGAAAAGCCAGGAUCCACAGAAAAGACUCUCGGGACAGCAAACGGGUGAAGUUGACUUAGUUGGUUGUGUCAGGUUAACAGAAAAGAGGGCUCAGUUCAUGCCAAACAACGAUGAAGUGAAGAACAGAUGGCACUAUCGUGAUCUUGAGGCUAUGUCUAGAGUGGCUAAAACCCUGCCUAUAAUGAUCGACGCUGAUAGAGGUAGCACAGUGCCUGGAGGACCCGUAGGAGGACAAACUAGAAUCAGCCUUAGGAAUGAACACAUGCAGUACAUCUUGACAUGGUACAGUUUGUCUUUGUUCACUAGUCUGAUGUGGUAUUAUGGUGUCUACAAGAAGCGUAUGGUUCCACCGAGGAUAUAGCGUCAACAUCAUACCUCACGCAAGGUCCCCCAAAUUUGCAAAGCUUUACUCGUCUUGAGUGAUACUGUGGAGUCUGCUCCAAAGUUAUGAUCCCUCAGAUCAUAUAGACUCAACAUGAUGCUUCAAAAAGACUGCAAACUUUCAUAAGUAUUAUGUCAUUCUAUGGUGUCUGCAAGAUGCAAAUUAUUGCAUUUUGGAUAUAUAUUCAACAUAAUGUUGAAGAGCGUGUCUGUAGAGUAUAGAAACAUGUUAUCGCAGUCUCCAAGAGAUAAUUUGUGUGUGUGUGUGAGGUACCUUUAGAAGCAGUUAGCCCUGUGUACUGGUACUUUGUAAAGUUAUGUGAAUAUAGAUGUGAUUUCAAAGAUAAUAAUUCAGACAACCAUACAGAGACUGUUCAGGGCUUUAAGUUACACCAUCUUUCUUCAUAAGGGGAUGCAGAUUGAUUGAGUUUAUAGUCUGUGUUUCACAAAGAUCCGAAGGUUGAGCUUAUCUCUAAGCUGGACUUAACAAUUAUCGAAAGCUGUUAGCAUCUUUGAAAAUAUUUUGUAAAAGUUAUUUUAAAAUGCAUAAAAUAUUGA